This is a messenger RNA of Colletotrichum tamarilloi, 3978 nucleotides long. RefSeq names its product cytochrome b5-like Heme/Steroid binding domain-containing protein. Gene Ontology annotation, cellular component: cytosol. Gene Ontology annotation, molecular function: heme binding. The coding region runs from base 1 to 3978 and encodes 1325 amino acids. The transcript is spliced from 9 exons. The record is from RefSeq and is a predicted model, not a curated record. NCBI's taxonomy places the organism in Eukaryota, Fungi, Ascomycota, Sordariomycetes, Glomerellales, Glomerellaceae.
AUGGCUGGCGUUAGCUCCGAAUCGAGCCUCUGGGCGAUACGGUAUCCCAACUGGGAUACAACUAGGGAAGCCUUCGAGGAUGACAAAACCCCAGUACCGAAACCGCCAUCCGUAGCAAUCGACUGGCUUUUCCUCAGCGAGACUUUUCAAAUGAGAGCCCUUGGGGGGCUGCGUAUGCCAGAAUACUGGGCCCUGCAAGACAUCGACGCAUAUGGACCAACCUACCGCGUAUCGGACGUGACAGGUGCCAUCGAAGACGAAAGCGAUCCAUUCAUUGAUGCCGAUCCACGUGAGAAACUGUCAAACUUUAUGGAUGGUUUGACACUGUAUCCGUACGUAUCUUGGGCAACCAGUGACUUUGUCGAGGUGGACGAAACGAAGUGGUUCAAGAUCUUCCGAAGGGAGAGAUGGUCGAGUUACAAGCACCCCGACCCCAACGGGCUAUCGAUCGAUAUCGACGAUGACGCAACCUGGGCCAAAAUAAGCAGAGUCAUCGAGCUUGCAAAUAGAAUUCUGAAAGAAGCACUCAGUCAUGAAUGGCUGGCAAGUUUUCUAAAGGAGGAUUCCCGUGAAGUUCGACGGGAUGUAACGGUAGAGUCAAAACAUCAGGCCACUCGGAAGGGUACCAUCGUCCGCGUCAAGCCGGUCAGCCCCGAAUCCCGUCUUAGUCCAACAGAAGCUCGAAAGGUUCUUGACGACAUCGCCGACACUUUCUUUUGGGGAUUCUAUCUUAGAGAGGAAUCGCCUUCAGCUAUUGGAUUGACAUCAAAGCUCAUUGACAAGAACGGGAGGCUGCUCAAGUGGAUGCGUGUUGGUAUCGAGUAUUUCCAGCCGAUAUUCCAAAACAUGAUGUUCCAGGACCCUGAAGGCCGCCAGGCAACGUUUCUGGUGACCAAGACUCAUGGUAUAUCUGGCCACAUGCACAGAUCGUAUCAAGAAAAGCAUCCCGAGGAACCGCUCAUGGCGACCGAAGCUUUUUGGGACGAAGAGAAGUAUGCAGAGGCGGGCAUUUCUUGGGAAAUGUCAUUCUUUGGAUUUUCCCUGAAGGACGUCUCCAGCGGUCCCCAAAGGGCUGGUCAUGCCCUCUUCGGCAUACGUGCCCCUUGGCCAGCUUUCUGCGUGUCAAGCGCCGGUCGCAUGGAUACCUACGACAAUGGGCCUCUCACGGAAGCAUUUCGGGAACAUCGGCCCGGCAUACCUGCCAUCGUCCCUUGCGCGAUGACAUCUUCUGACUUCUGGGAGACGCAUGUGCCAAAAUACGGAUACAAGGCACUGAGAUAUAAGGGGGUCUGUGUUUCUGAACGGGUUUGGGAAAGCCACUAUCAAGACGCCGCACGAACCUCGCGAGCCAAGAUUCUUGACCCCCCUUAUUCGGAAUACGGUCGCCUUGAUCAUAGUAUGAGAAUGAUUGCGCAGCGCUUGAGACUUAGACGAUUGGAGCUCCGAAGGCUGAGGCCAUGGUACAAGGAAGAAUACACCAAAUGGCAUGCUACGAUAUAUGCCGAGACUCAACUGCGAUGCAAAUUGGCCGACAUUGGGUCUUCGUCUAAAUCCCAUCACGACACACAGGAAUCCGAUAUUCGGCACCAGCUCAAGAGCGUCUUGUGGCCAUAUAACUAUAGUCUCGAUGUCGCCAAAUUCAAGAUUCGACACAAAACGACAUCGAGGUUCCUCUACCACGCCUACGCAUAUCUGUGGUUGGCAACGCUGCCCGUCAGGAAGAAGCCUACGCCAUCCAGUCGUCCGACCUCAAGGCCACUGCAUCCCGAAAGACUGAGCAUACCCAAAGCUGCUGGAGGCCAGGAGGUCAUUGACCUUGCUACUAAUCAGGGAAAAAGAACAUCAGUAGCGACUGAAACGUACCUACACAACUCCAAUACCCCAAGCCACAACAAAGAGCUGUGCAUGGAAAACGCCAAACUGUCGUUUUUACGAUGGAAAGUUCUCGGAAAUGUGUCACCUGAGGUGGCUAAAGGUUUCGAGUAUGACCGCCGUGAUAUAAGGAGAAUGAUGGAUCAAUCCCCCUAUGACCAUGGGUGGUUAACUUACAAUUACCGAGACUUGCCCACCCACGUCACUCAAGAGACGCAUUACCCUAUCGGAGCAUCGCAGGUUCAAGGACUUCCCUCGGAGAGGAUUGACCUUGACGACGCCGAUCUUCCAUCCUGGGCUGUCGCGAGACCGGUGAUCGCUCAAGUGCCGGUCCCGUCGCGAGGCAAAUCUGCUGAGAUCACCCCUCCGCUUCGCCACUACCAUGUAGGCGAAAUUGGUGAUCAUCAACGCGUCGGUAGCGGAGUCAAGUGGUUUGUCCACAAAGCCGACGGUGAUGACAGGCAUUUAAUCUACGACCUCAAUUUCUCCAGUCCUGUCUUGAAUAGGGUGCUUCGCACAGGAGACAUGAACGAGAAGGUCCGUGAAUUGUGUUUGAAAAAUGGGCCCAUUGGACAAGUGAUGCAGCUCAUGCGCACGGAAGAUAUCAGACUGGCUUACAACAGAGACCGCUUGUCAUGUGUAGCCUUGGGUAACCACGUUUUUGAUCUGACGUGCUCGUACGCUGAUCUUUCAGACUUCCAACUGGCAGAACACAUGCAGCCUUUACUGGUGAUUAUUAAGCAAAAACGACAGGAAAAUCCUCUCCUCAGGGCAGUCAGUUUAGGAUAUAAUCCUGAUGUUAUCGUCAACUUCCUUCGGCCUUAUCAGAUUGGGAUCAGGACGCGAGAUCUUGACAGGUACAGCGUUUACCGAUUACGCCAUUUCACAUUGAACGAAGUCAAGUGGCACGUUUACCCAGAGACAGGGAUCUACACCAUCUUCAAAGGGCAUUCGGUAAUAGAUCUUACAGACUUCAUGAAAUUUCAUCCUGGUGGUAUGGAGAUUCUGCAGAGCGUCGCCGGGAAAGACUGUACACGUGAAUUUAAGCAGUACCAUCGAGUCCCGACGGGUUUCCUUGGUGUCACUACACAUGUCUAUUUCGAAAGGCUGCAAGUUGGUAAGAUCGUCCCUGAGCAAAGCCCAGGCGUUAUAUCUCCGGAUCAAAUUGUAAUUCGAAAUCAAGUCUUCAGCCGAAAGGCGGAUCUUUCAAGGCUGUCAGGUACCGCCUUAAACGGGUUAAGGGGUCUCCUGGCAUCUGAAGAACUUGAAGAAUACUGGGGAAAGAAUGUGACGGCCCAGAUGGACACAGCAAGCCCGCCAAAAAUACUUUGCAGACUGUUUGAUACAAAAUGGCUUGUUGUCGCCAAGGUUGUCGCGCCAAUAGACACACUGCCUUUCAUGGACGAUCAAAUGUUGGCGCGCAUGGACGGCAAAGUUGAGCCCUGGGGCUUCCGUGAAUCCUACGUUUCUGACAGCAAGUACAUAUACAACUUGACUUCAUACCUCAGAUACGGAAAACCUGACGGGUACAAUGAGCUUUUGAAACCUCGUGCCGGAACAACGCUCUCCAACUCAUCACAAGACCAAGAACUGAAGCGAAGGCUGUGGUCAGACUUCCAAUAUCGAAUUAUAGCACAGCAUGGUCCGAAUCAAGAUGCCGAUUUCGAUUGGAAAAGGUCCUUCAGGCCGAUCUCCGAAGAUGUGCCUGACUUGGAAGGUGAUGAAACUUCGAAAGUCACACCUGCUAUGUCAUCUGCUCAAGCUGCUGAAAAGGGCAAUGCGAAUCGUACUUCAGACCAGAUUGUCCAACCAAUCCAGAGCGUGGCCGGCACGAAACGCAAGCAUAAUGGGCAGCUUAAGGUGCAGGAAAAGAGCAUCAAGGCUGCUACUACAAGCCGUUUUGCACUGCCAGAACAAGUAGCUGCAGGCGUGAAACGGAAGAGCUCGCCGACUCCGGUACGGCCGUACAAGAAGGUAGUCAAAGAAUCUCGUGGCUCUGCUGGUGGUCCCUCGUCUGGGAUUGAAGGCUCAAGCAGAACAAGUUCAAGGGGAACAGAGAAGCCGAGGCAAGAAUGGGAGUGGAAGGACUUGUACAUGUAUCGGUGA